This is a messenger RNA of Coffea eugenioides, 1390 nucleotides long. RefSeq lists its product as uncharacterized. Lineage: Eukaryota; Viridiplantae; Streptophyta; Magnoliopsida; Gentianales; Rubiaceae. The record is from RefSeq and is a predicted model, not a curated record. The coding region runs from base 175 to 1047 and encodes 290 amino acids. Gene Ontology annotation, molecular function: sequence-specific DNA binding. The transcript has 4 exons. Gene Ontology annotation, biological process: DNA-templated transcription.
GAGAAAAAGAUUCAGUAAUACACUAAGAAGUUAUAACUUCUAGGGCAGUGGCAUUAAAGCGCAAAAUAACAUUCACAUCGUUUCCGUCUAAAGUCUUGUCGCUUCGGUCAUCUUGUGAUAUCAAAAUUCAGAUUCCGCGGGGUAGAGAAGAAGAAGAACUGGAGCACAGCAAAGAUGAAGAGGUCUUCGUCUCAACCCCUGCUGAAAUACUUUCAAGAAAGUGAUCGUGAAGAAAAAGCCAAAAGCGCGGGAAAGACAUGCAGAGAUUUGUAUAAAGACAAAGAAGAUAUCUUUGGCGCCAUUGCCUGCAAAAUUGCUCACCUGAACAUCAAUUUAAGAGAGCCCAUCAAGCGAUAUGAAGAAAUUUCUUGGGGAAAACAUGGAAUUUGGACCCAUGAACAGAAGGCAAGGGCAGCAAAGCUUGAGAAACAGCUGAAAGCGAGAUGGGCUCUUGAGAAGCUCAUUGAAGACCAGCUGAACUGUUUCCAGACCGACUACAACAAGGCUACGGUUCCAACUAGGCUCAAAGAUGUUGCCCAACUCCUCAUGCCCAAAGGAGCUCCACCCCUUGAAUUAGCAGCAUUUACUUGGCUUGGUGAUUGGCGACCCUCCUCCAUUUUGGAACUUCUGGGGUCACUUUCCCCUUUUCUAUCAGAGUCCAAUGGUGUAAAACAGGUGUUGCCCCAGUUGGUAAAUGAGAUUCGGAUUGAAGAGAGUGUGAUUGACGAAGAAAUGGCUGAAAUUCAAGCCACCUGUGUGCUGCAUCUCCCAUUUGGGCCAAUGAAAUACAGUAGCAAAAUUACUCCCCUGGAGUCUAUCCAGACCGAAUUUGAGAAAAUUUACAAGGUCCUCAGCAGAGCUAAAAUGCUCAGGUUCAAGGCAUUGGAGUUGGUGAUAAAGAAAGUGCUAAGCCAAACUGAUGCUGCAGAGUUCUUAGUUGCAUUUUCUGCUAUUCAAGAUUCCAUCCACCAAUUUGCUACUUACUCCAGAUCGCCAAAGGCAAAAAGUAAAUCCUUUCAAGGAAGGAAAUACAGCACUAUCCAUUAAGAUAGAAUAUCCAAAAGGAGUUCCUGACAUUAAUUUCAAAGUACUCUAUGUGAUUCUGUAUAGCUGCAGCCGUUAGUUGAAGGAAACAAAGAAAGUUUUGCCUUCAAAUCUCAUGCAGAUUUAUUCUCUCUGCUGUUGUUGUUCUGAAGUCUGCAUUUGGCUUCUGAAAAUAUUGAUUAGAUAUAGACAGGGAGGGUUUGAUCUUAUGGAAUGUAUAUUUCAGCAAUAUCUGGCAAGACUGGUUCUAAACUUGGGGACAGGUUAAAGAACCAACCUGAUUGGAAAUUAUGCUCCAAUGUAACUGGUUAGCAUUCGAAUGCAGCUGACUGGGGGAUCUUUAGCU